UCGUCACAGGCUCAUGGCCGCACGCUGAAUAGCAAGCAUGAACUGAACUGUUAAUAACUCCCCAAUAAUAUUCCAGUUUUCCUCCUGUUUUCCAGUCGUGUCAGUGGGUCCAGCGGGACAGCAUGGCCUCGGAGGAGGACGACGCUCUGCUGUAUUUAAUCUUCCAGCACCUAAAGGUGCACGGCUACCAGAAAGCUGCCAAGGUGCUGGAAAAACACGUUAGUCAGGUGGAGAUGCCAAAGGAGAGCUCCAACCUCCAUGAUAUCUACACGGGCUGGAUGAAACUGUGCUCUCUAGCUCAGCAUGCCAAGGAGGAGACGGAGGACUCCUCUACUUUGAAGAAGAAGAGCAUCAAACCAGAACCCGCCACCAGUGAAGAAGAAGAGGGCGCAGACACCAAACUCUCCAACAUCACAGAGGAAAGUAAUGGGGAUGCCAAACCUCCACCUGAGUCCACGACAGAUGGUGUAGAGUCAUCCAGUGCGGAGCUCCCAUGCGAGGAGAGAGAAGCUGAGACGGUCUCUGAGCAGCUGCUGCAUCCUGCAGGUGAAACCAAAGCAACAAACUCAGGCAAGGAGGAAGAAGAAGAAAAGACAGAGGAGGAGGAAACAAAACCAGAGCAAGAGUCAGCUCCUGUUGAAGCGUCCGCCGAGGCAUCUAACAAAGCAGAAACUUCUUCAGACUCUGAGGAAGAGGGUGAGCCCGGCUUGGUCGAGCCCAGACAAGCUUCCUCUGAUCAGGCUGAGGAGCAGCUCAAGAACCCUGACCCAGCUGUGACCUCCAGUUUAGACAGCGAGAGCAGCAAGGAGAAUAAAGAAGACGACAAUGAGCUGCAGCAGGAGCCCAGCCCGGCCGAACCUGCCACAUCAGACCUGACAGCUCAGGAGACCAACGACCAGCCGGCAGAGAGCGAAGCCCCGCCUCCUGCAGAUCCUGAUUCUGAAAAUCUAAAAGAGGAAGAGGAGGAAAACGAGGAGGAGAAAUCUGAGAAGACAGAAGGCAGUGACCUCACAUCCUCGCUGGAGCCUGAAGACCAGACAAAGACGGCAACAACCCCAGAGGACCCCAUCACUGACACUGGUGACACAGAAAAAGCAGAAGAGCCGGAAGACCCAGAGGCCUCCAUCAUCCUCAACAUCCAGGCCGAAGACAACGACGCAACCGAGCAAGAACCCAGCCAGCUGCUCCCUGAUGAGGCUGCGGAGUCCUGCAAAGAUGCCAAAACACCCAAGAAGAAAAAGAAGAGCACAAAGGAUGUAGAGAAGUCAGCUGCCGAUACGCCGGGCACAGACUCAUCCACCAUAGAUACAUCAAGCGAUACUGCCCUCUCCACCAAGACUGCCAAAAAGAAAAAGAGAGGCAAAAAGAGAGCGGAGGAGGUGGCAGAGGAAGAGGAGGAUCAGGUGAAAGAGGAGGAGGAGGAGGAGAAGCAGGAGGAGGAGGAGGACAUGUCUGAGACCACUUCAUCAGGAAAGACUAAGAAAGCUAAGAAAAGGAAGAGGGAGGUGGAUGAAGUGGAAGAGAACGAUGAGGCAACUCCUGUAACUCCCUCAGAAAAUAAAAUAAAGAAGAAAAAGAGUAAAGUAAGAGAGGCAGAAAAGGAGGAGAGUGAGGCAGCAGGAGUGGAGGAGGAGGAGGAGGAGGACAAGAAUCUUGUGAGUCCGGCAGAGACAUCAGAGGAGAAAAAGAAGAAGAAGAAAAAGAGGAAAAAGGGCAGACGAGAGAAGGAGGAGGUGCAGUCUGAUGAACCACCAGCAGGGGGCGACGAAGACAUAGAAAAGGAGCUGGAGGCCACAGAUGGAAACUCUUCUCAGCUCUCUUCAGCCAAAAAGAAACACCGUCCCAGGAGGAAACUCAGCCUGGUGAAGAGACUGAGGCUCCACAGGCAGGAGGAAAGGAAGAGGGGGAAGAAGAGCAGCAGCAGCAGCAGUGCAGGAGAAAGCAAGACGCACAAAGGCAAAAAGAAACAAAAACAGAUCCAAGAUGCAGCAGAAGAGACGCCUCAACCAAAGCCAGCCAAAAGACCUCAACCUGCCCAGGAUGACGACGACGACACGCCAAAGAAGAAGAAAAAGAUGAAAAUGAACACGGAACAAGAAGAGAACUCCUCAAAGGAAAACCAGCCGCCAAAGACGAAGAAAGAGAAGAAGAAAAAGAAGGGAUUGUUGAGGGAGGAGGAUGAAAGCGGCGCGGUGACUGCUGAGCCUCCUGAAGUUGACUCGUCUCCACUUUCAAAGGAAAGCAAGAAGAAGAAAAAGAAGAAGAUGAAGGCUGGAGAAGGCGAGGGGACAACAGAGAGCUCAACUCCCAUCACUGUGAGCCAAGAUGUACCUGCAAAGAAAAAGAAGAAAAACAGACUAAAGGAGAAACUGGAAGAGACGGACCCUGCUGCUGAUGAACAAACUCCUCCUGCUUCUUCUAAGAAAAAGAAAUCCCUCAAAAGACCAAUCAUGUCAGAAUAAAUCUGGUGUAUUCUCUGAUCAGACACGGUGGAGAACAACCAACGCCCAAAAAAGUAACCGGACAAUCUGGAUAAUGUUAGUGCCUUUACUCCAGAUUUCUCUGUCUGAGAUAAAGUGAUAUCUGCUCCCAGAAACAGAGAUCUCUGAGGGACAUCAGUGUUUUCAGUCAUGAUUUACCGUCUUCUUUCUUUAAAAAACUGUGAAAACAAUAUAACUAUCAAACCCUCAGCAGAUUGGAAUUUUAUUUUUAAGGCAUGAGCUUUAACAAUCAGACCCAUUUGUCUUUUUGGAAAUAUAAUUCAGCAACACUAAACAUUGUAGUACCAUUGCGGGUGUCCUUUGUCAGCAUGUCAGUAACUUGCACUCUGUUGGUUUACCAAUGAGCUUGGUACUGCUGGUACAUGAUGUUGGGAACUUCACAUAUCAAACUUUGGUUAGUGAUGAUCUUUAAGGGAACAAGCUGUGUAACGGAAACAUUUCAAAACAUGUUAUAUUACAGAAAUAAGUUAAGAGGUUUUUGAACAGACUUCAGUCAGUUUAGAGUUAACGAUCUGAAACAUUUUUCUGUUUGAGGUAGAAAAACUAGUUUUAGUCUGUUUAGUUUGAGACUCAUGUUACAUAAGAUUCAGUCAUAAAGCUGUGAAAUUCUGUUUUUAUUUGUUUACAGAGUUCUGUUGUUUACACACUGUUUGUCUUUUUAAUCCCAUGAACUGUUAACUAUGCAUCUCAUUCACUGUUUGGGUAUUUCUUUGCUGUUCUUGAGGACCAACAUGUGUGAGAGGAAAUAAAACUCUGAAACAGC
Epinephelus moara (kelp grouper) is the source of this 3264-nucleotide messenger RNA. RefSeq names its product DNA ligase 1-like. The transcript has 14 exons. Bases 123 to 2462 code for a protein of 779 amino acids. Gene Ontology annotation, molecular function: protein binding. NCBI's taxonomy places the organism in Eukaryota, Metazoa, Chordata, Actinopteri, Perciformes, Serranidae. The record is from RefSeq and is a predicted model, not a curated record.